Messenger RNA from Strigops habroptila (Kakapo), 1841 nucleotides. RefSeq names its product family with sequence similarity 110 member A (gene FAM110A). The record is from RefSeq and is a predicted model, not a curated record. NCBI's taxonomy places the organism in Eukaryota, Metazoa, Chordata, Aves, Psittaciformes, Psittacidae. Bases 89 to 1141 code for a protein of 350 amino acids. The transcript has a single exon.
CUCCAGCCCCUCUUCGCAGCCGCCGGCACGUGAGCCCAUCGCUGUGGGUGCCGGGCGCCCACCCGGUGCCGCGGUGCCAGCGCCAAGGAUGCCCGUCGAGGCGCUGCAGGCUGGCGACGCCAUGAAGGGGGUGCCGGUGCCGGCGCCCUUCACCUCGGCCAUGCCCAUCCGCAUCCUCCGCAAGGGCCCGGCUUAUUUCCGCCGUGGUGCUGAGCCGGGUGCCGGGAAGCCCAGCGCGGUGGAGAGGCUGGAGGCCGACAAGGCCAAGUACGUGAAGAGCCAGCGGGUCGCCAGCACCAAGCAGGAGCCGGUGAAGCCGCCGCUGCUCAAGCAGCCCCUCUUCACACCGGGGGUGCGCCGGGCUGUGCUCACCCCCAGCCGCAGGGCACCGCCGGGGCCGCGCUGCGCCGAGUCUGGGGGCACCAAGACCUGCCUUGACCUGGAGAUUCUCAACAACCUCAUCAACCUCUGCGACAGCCCCUUCCCCAAGGCGGAGAACCCGCUGGGCAGGGACUGCAAGUGGAGGGCGGAGGUGCCGGCGCCGCGGUGCAGUGGGGCGGAUGGUGCUGGCAAACCACCGGAGAGCCCCAUUGCCACCAAGCCCCCCGGCAGCGUGGCCGUGCGGAGGGUGGACGUGCGUCCCUGCGGGCCUCCGCGGGGGCCGGUGACACCGAUGACACCAGUGACACCAGUGACACCAGUGACACCGGUACCUGCAUCCCCCAUCCCCGGUGCGCUGCCGGCGACCCCGGCACGGAGCUCGCCCGCCCGCCCCGAGAGCGCGCGCCGGCAGCCGGUGCUGCACCGCUCCAAGUCGGACCUGAGCGACCGUCUCUCGCGGGCCACCGCCGACCUGGAGCGCUUCUUCAACUACUGCGGCCUGGACCCCGAGGAGGUGCAGGACAUGGGCGCCGAGCACUUCGCCCGCGCCAGCUCCGACAUCGUGUCCCUCAAGUUCCACAGCGUGAGCACGGCCAGCUCGGAGGGCGGCCGCUCGCCGCCCAGCGCCGCCACGCCGGAGGGGCGCCCGCCCGAGCGCGUCCCCUACGGCAUCUCCGUCAUCGAGCGCAACGCCCGUGUCAUCAAGUGGCUGUACGGGCUGCGCCAGGCCAGGGAGCACCAGCAGGUCUCCAACGUGUAGCAGUGCCGCGGUGGUGAUGGGCACCGGGAUGGGUUGCUCAUGGAAGGCAGGGAUGGACAUGGAGAAGCAGGAACCUCUCGGUGGGGACAGGACCCUUGAACUCAGCCGCUCUUUGCUUCCCUGUCCCUGUGCCACAGUGGUUGGUGUGGUGGCCGGGCAUCCAUCCCACUGGCUCUGGCUCCAUCAGACCCUUGUGCCACCACUGGAGAGCCAGGUCACUACGACUCCAUGGCAGGGCAAAGGACACUCAUGUCCGUGGGUGCAUGGCGGGUCCCCAACACCUUCCCAUUGCCCACUUCCAUGGGAGCCUGUGUGUGGUCACCCUGCCUGCCCUGCUCCUCGCCUGCACCCAUGGGUGGGGGAUAAGGAGCUGGUCCCCCCUGCACAGAGCCCCCUGAGGGGGCCACGCUGCCCGAGGUGGGGGCUGUAUCCUGGGGACCCCCAUUUUAAUGGUCUGGGAGGAGCUGAGUGCUUCGUGGGGUGAGUGCAAAUGUGACCCCCCCUCUUUGAGCAGCCCAGGGCUCUGUGUGUGUGUGAGUGUUUGUGAGUGCCCACGUCCCCUCCCGGGACACGUCUGCUAUUUAUGACGAUGACAGUUGUUGGUCUUUUCCUCAUUUCUACUGUUUUUCCUGAUGUUUGAUCUGUAAAUAAUGAUAACAACAACAAUGCAGAUGGUUUUAUUAAAUCUCUGUGCUUUGGA